Lutra lutra (Eurasian river otter) is the source of this 4762-nucleotide messenger RNA. RefSeq names its product transmembrane protein 120B (gene TMEM120B). Gene Ontology annotation, biological process: fat cell differentiation. Bases 157 to 1176 code for a protein of 339 amino acids. NCBI's taxonomy places the organism in Eukaryota, Metazoa, Chordata, Mammalia, Carnivora, Mustelidae. The transcript has 12 exons. The record is from RefSeq and is a predicted model, not a curated record. Gene Ontology annotation, cellular component: nuclear inner membrane.
GCGCGCGUGGCUCCGGCUGCGCAGGAACAGCUGGUGCCUCCGAAGGCGGCCCGCGGGCGGACGGGCUCCGGUGCUGGUGGCCGCCCGCGCCACGCUGCGGGAGCUGACGCCGCUGCCGCUGCCGCCGCCGCCGCCGCCUCCUCGCACCGCCGCACCAUGUCCGGCCAGCUGGAGCGUUGCGAGCGCGAGUGGCAUGAGCUGGAGGGAGAAUUUCAGGAAUUGCAGGAAACCCACAGGAUCUACAAGCAGAAGCUGGAGGAGCUGACCUCGCUCCAGACUUUGUGUAGCAGCUCCAUCAACAAGCAGAAGACGCGCCUGAAGGACUUGAAGCACACACUCCAGAGGUGCAGGAAGCGUGCCAGCCGGGAGGAGGCAGAGCUCAUUCAGCAGAUGAGUGCCAACAUCAAGGAGCGGCAGAAUGUCUUCUUCGACAUGGAGGCCUACCUGCCCAAGAAGAAUGGGCUCUACUUAAAUCUCGUCCUUGGCAAUGUGAAUGUGACCCUUCUCAGCAACCAGGCCAAAUUUGCUUACAAGGACGAGUAUGAGAAGUUCAAGCUCUACCUGACCAUCAUCCUGCUCCUAGGGGCUGUGGCCUGUCGAUUUGUCCUUCACUACAGGGUGACGGACGAAGUUUUUAACUUCCUGCUGGUGUGGUAUUACUGCACCCUGACAAUUCGAGAAAGUAUUCUCAUCAGCAAUGGCUCAAGAAUUAAAGGCUGGUGGGUGUCUCACCACUACGUGUCCACGUUCCUCUCUGGAGUGAUGCUGACCUGGCCCAACGGACUGAUUUAUCAGAAGUUUCGUAAUCAGUUUUUAGCGUUUUCCAUUUUUCAGAGCUGUGUCCAGUUCCUGCAAUAUUAUUACCAGAGAGGCUGCCUCUACAGGCUGCGUGCCCUGGGGGAGAGGAAUCAUCUGGACCUCACAGUGGAAGGAUUCCAGUCCUGGAUGUGGCGGGGCCUCACCUUCCUCCUGCCUUUCCUGUUCUGUGGCCAUUUCUGGCAGCUCUACAAUGCUGUCACGUUGUUUGAGCUCUCCAGCCAUGAGGAAUGCAGAGAAUGGCAGGUGUUCGUGUUGGCGCUCACGUUCCUCGUCCUCUUCCUGGGCAAUUUCCUGACCACACUCAAAGUCGUGCACGCGAAACUUCAGAAGAACAGAAACAAGGGGAAGAAGCUGUGAGCCAAGGGACCUGUGCGCCCCUCCUGCCCCCCCCCACGGGGGGUUCAAGACUGCAGGGGCUUCCAGCCAGCCCCCUUGCUGCCCAGUUCUCACGGUGUCUGUGGACAGCAGCCAGCUCGGGGGCCAGCGCAUGGCGGGGAGGAGGGCCAAUGUCCCGGUCCCUGGCGGACAAGAGGAACGUGAGCCCUGCCUGUCCGUACAAUGUUCGCCUGCCCCAGCCUCCCUAUUUAAGACAUAUUCACGACGGCCUCCUCCCGACUGCCCCGGAACCCUCAGUCUUCCCUCGCUGCCCUCUUGGCUACGGUUGAGCCUCGGUCAGGCUUCCUGGGGUGGGGUGGCCGGAAGCCUCAGGGAGCCCCUCAGGUUGGGGUCUGGAUGUGCCCCGCUGGGGUGCCGACCGGCUCCUUACUGAUCCCCAGUGAGUGGAAGGAAAGCCCCGGGCGUCCUGUGGAACCUCCCGCCCCGGGGCUCACCGCUUCUGCUGUAAGCUCUCCUGGCCGCCCCUGCUCUGCGGUGGGGGUAUUUAAGUUCUCAGAGAACCACUGUCUGUCUGUGCCUUGUGCUCUUUGCGGUUCCCAGGCUGCCGGCCCCCCCGGGGACAGCUGCCCUCCCUCCCCCAGGGCUUGGCCCCACGCCCCCACCUGCGUGGGCCGGAGGCGGGAGGGUUCAAUGUGACCACCAGAGGGCGCCCCAGCCUCGGCAUCCCGUGGGCGGUUGGAGGGCUUUUUUUUUUUUUUCUUUUUUUUUUUUGACACUUGAGUUUGGCUUCCUGACCUCCACCCCUCAGCCUACUUCCCGGAAUCCUUGCAGCGAGUUCUCAGAGUGGGACCCGCACUUCGACGCUGGCUGAGACUCGGCCAUCGUGGAGUUCACCCACCCUCCCCACCUUCCCUCCCUUCCCCUCAGGUUCUGGAAUGCGGUGGAGAGAGUCUGAGCAGGCUCCCUUCCAGGUGGCACUUGGGAGGCCAGGACAAGCCCGCUGGGUACCUUGUGUCCGAUUCUGUAUUUGAGGCGCGGGUGAAGAAGCCGGCAGGCUUGGGGGAAUGUUCUGCCCCCGCUCCCCCCAGGAGCUGUAGCCCUCUCCCCUACACACGGGUCUCAGCUCCCCUUAACUACCUCCCUACGGGUCCUCUGAGCGGAGUUCACAGCCGGCAUCCUCCGUCCUGCUUGGGCCCCCAGAGGAGUUUGCGCUUUUUGAACUGUUACAUUUUUAAGAAAUUUCCCUUCCACCCCAGUAAGAGUCUGCAUAAAAACCCAGAUUUCUACUUUCCUUAGAAAAAUGGAAAGCUCUGGGCUGGGCUAGCUGCCUACUUAGGAUGGGGUGCUUGCUUUCUGGUGCCACACACCUACCACUCCCUUUCAUACCUGCCCUCUCUCACUCCUUUGGGUCUUCCGUCUGGCCCUGAGGCACCUGGGUUUUCCUGAGACUAGGAGUCGGCAAGCGUCUUCUGUAAAGGGCCAGAUAACCAAGUCCCCAUUUCCCUCAGCAACAGCUGUAGGGCCAAAGCCACCAAUACCUAAAUAAAUGGGUGUGGCUGAAUCCCAACAAAACUUUAUUUACAAAAAACACACAACUGCCAGAUUUGGUCCACGGAGUAUGGUUUGCUAACUGCCACCCUAUACAAUCACUUGUCCAUGAGGCCUUGGGGAACCAGUGUGGGGUGCGGUGGGAUGGGAUGGGAUACAGGAGUCUCUCUCUCUCUCUCCAGCAGCUGACUUCAGAGGCUCAGGCUUAGUGGGGGCUGAGGCAGGAGAUCCCUGGGAGGGCAGGAGCCCCCUCAAGCCAUCAUCCCUGGUUCAGUAACACGGACUUGUAGCUCACCCAGGAAGUAAGCAGCUCUCCUUCUCCAGGGCAUUAGAAUCACCUGGAGCACUUGUUUAAAAACUCCUGGCUCCAGACCUUCCAGAAAGUUCAGUGAAUCUGUAGCCGGGGGUUGUGUGUUCUCGCAGGAGGCCAGGAUAGUCUGAGCUUGGCAACAGUGGAGGCUGUGAGGGAUAGGAGGGAGCGCGAUGACUACUAAAAUGAGUCAGUGCUGUCCUUUUGCAGAUAGGGAAACAGUCUGCAGAGAGAAGUGACUUGCCCACGAUCACUCACAGCUGAUGUCACUCUUCGUCUUGAGUUUCCGGCAGUGGGGGGGUUGCAGGUGACGCACCCUGGAGCAGGGCUUGGGUGGGUGGGCCAGGGUACCUUUUGCUUCUUGAGAAAGUCUCUUCUCCCCUUGGGCAUGUGCACCCAGCUCUGGGAAGAUGGCAGCCUAGCCGAAGGUUGAGACUGAAGUCUUGGGGGGGGGGCUGUGAGGGGUAGGGGCCGGUGCCAGCCCCCAUGUCCGGGGCUGGUGCGUGUGCUGUCCCGAUAAGUCCCCAUCCCACUGUGGCCCCCACAUUCCUGGAGGAAGGAAGCCAGAAGCUGGAGGAUGCAGCCGUGCCUAUCUCAGGAGCCCAGGGAGGCGGGUGACGCAGGAGCGGCGGGCUUGGUGGGGGGCCGUGUGGAGCGCUGACAAAACCACAUUUAUCCACGUACCAGAUGCGGCUGUUUGUUUCAAGCAUAGGUUUUCAGGACCUAUUGGGUGUGCAAAGGGGGACACAAUGGCUGGGAGGAGGCUGUGUACUCCCGCAUCCUAGGGAUAAAUGCUGGUUCUAGGGUACAGAGGGACUGAGUCUGGGACCCUCCCCCACCUCCUUGCAGGCGUGGGAACCCUGGCCUGAGGUGAGUUCAUGGCCAGAGCCCCAGCUAGGAAAGGAGAGAUCUCCAGAAUGUUCUAAAAGUCUAGCCACAGCUCCAGACACACGGAGACCCCUAACUCAAAGUGCCAUUGGAAAGCUGGGGACAGAGCAGGAUCUUGGGGUACAGUCCGGGCCUAGCAGCCUAGGCCCUGUCAGUCUUGCCAUGAGGGCCUGUGUGCCCUGUCCAGAGUGGUCAGAGCAGCAGGCACAACGGGCGUUUCUGCCGUUGUGCUUUCUUCAGCGCAUUGAGGGCAACCUUGGCCGCAGCUCGGAAGACAUCUUCCACAUUCUCCCGAAACUUGGCAGAACAUUCCAGGUAGAGGGCGGCUCGGAUCUGUUCGCAGGCGCUCUGGCCCUGGGUGGGGGGAGGGGCUGGCAUUAGAUGAGCCUGGAGCAUGGGGCACCUCCUGACAGCCCCCCACGGAUCUGGGGACUUAGAGCUGGCUUUGGGGACUCUCCAAGGCGGGGCAAAGGUCUAGGGCCUUCCCCCAUCCCAGGCCCAGUCCUCAGCAGUGUUUGUGGAUGGAACGGAAGGGCCUGUGGUGUGGCCCAAGGGCUGCAGCUGAGAAGCCCCAUCCUGGCCUCUACCCUGCCCUCCCCACUGGCCCCCACAUCCCCACCACCACCUCAGGCGGAGAGGGGGCUGCGUCCUGACGCUGGGCUGCUGUGUGUGCCAGGCCUGUGACAAGAGCUAGAGGCCUCCAGACACAAAGGGCUUCCUCGAUUCCUCCCCCUUGUCCCUUCCUUCCCACAAGCUCCAUCCAGGCAACGGAGCUGGCGAGGACAGUAAAAACUAGCUCUUCUUCCAAAAUUUACUUUUAUUAAUGCUUAUUCCUUUUUAUUAAACUUUCUUACUAGUUUU